AAAAACUCACCUCAGGUGAAGGAUGGUGGUGUCGUCGGAGGCGAAAAACGUCGGAGUCGCGGUGAGUGGACCCCUGACGGGUACGGUGCAGGGUUCGGCCGUGGUCACCACCGGUACCUCCACGAUGCCCGUGUCACUCCCGCGGCCAGAAACCAGCGAGGAUGCGUCCGGUGAUGCUACGCUUAAGAUGGACACGUCAAACGAAUCGAAGGUGGACCAGGAGCAGACAUCGGGCACGGAGGUCGGCCCAGGCGUACAUCCACAGGUGCAUCCCCACCAGGCGGUGGUGGUGGUGUCUCAAACCACCCACACCCUAUCGGAUGUUCCGGUGAAUGAGCUGAUCGGUGCCGCGGAACUGCAUGGUUCUGCGGAUCGGAACUCACCCGGCCACCAGACGGCUGUGAUCAUUAACCAACACAAGCAACGGAUGAUCACCACAACCGGGCAGAUCAGGGAAAUUUCAGAGGGCCAAGAACCUCCCAAUGAGUCGUCGGACUACGACGGUGUUGAGUACCAUCAGGCGGUCGAACAGCAGCAGCAGCAGCAACAGCAACAGCACACAGGAUACAGCUACGAGCCGAGCCAGGAACAGGGUGUCGUGGUGAGUGCAGCUCCAACAGUGUCUGCCUCCAGCAGUCAGAUCGUUAAGCGAGAACAAAUCGAGAAGGAAGCAGCUAUGGCGGCAGCGGCGGCGGCUGCUGCAGCAGCCUCGGCAGCUAACCAAGCACACGAAACCACCAUUAUACCUGUCCAGACGCAAACCAUCUUUGUGGAGUACAAAAACGAGGGCGAAGAAGCCGUACGGUACGUCAACCGAUACGAAGACGUCAAGUACCACGCACAUUCGCGCUACAUCUACCAACAACCGCCCGGUGGGUUGCCGUUACCUGCGACCAUACACUCGGGUGCUGGACAUCCGCACGUGCCCCACCAUGCGCAACACCCCCAUCAACACCAUCCCACGCACCAUGGUCACGGGAUGGUGCCACACGGACAUCAGAGUCAUCAUCUGCACGCACAUCCACAAUCGGUGCAGGUAGGUUCGAAUCUUCCGCAGGUGUCACAGCACCCAUCGAGUGUUGCCGUGGCCACGCAAUCCGGCACGACGAUUCAGGUGCAGGCACAACCGCACCAUCAGACCAUACAGGUGUACGAAACGCAUGAACCAACGUCAGGACCACCGGGUGAGGUGCAGCAGGUCGUCGAGGGUCAGGUCACUGAUGCCAAGACGCACUAUACGAACCUGGAACCGGUGCAUACGCUCGCGUCACCGCAGAACUACUACAUUUCGUCGGAUGGUUACGCGACCGCCGGUAACUACACCACGUUUCUGCCGCAAAAGGAGACGAUCUACUAUCAUUCGUCCAGCCCAAACCCGGUCCUGUACAAGAGCGAUCCAACGCUCACUUCGUCCUCGAUCAUCACCAAACAGAUCCACUACCCGCCAACGAUUCCGAGCUCGCAGGGGAUGUACGAGAGCGCAAGUGCUCAUAGUAGCAGCUCACCCGGAGCCCAGCAGAUCUAUCCGGGGUACUGGAAUGGGUCCAGUGUGGACUACAACACGAACUUCACCGGUACGAUCGUGAUGGAUAACGCGGGUGGAAACGUUGGCGAGUAUGCAGCCAACGGACAGCACUGGCCGAUCGGUUCGCUGAAUGACCCGUACGAUCAGUUGGCGGCUCCACCGGAACACCGUGAGUGUGUUAACUGCGGUAGCUCCGAUACGCCACUCUGGCGAAGGGACAACGUCGGCCAUACGCUGUGCAAUGCGUGCGCUUUGUACACGCGGCAAAACCCGGGCACAAACCGGCCACCGAAUCGUUCGCAAAAAGCCAAACAAACCGUGAAAACACCGCCAGCGCAAGGGAACCGCCGUUCGGGUGUCACUUGUGCGAACUGUCAGACAACCACGACGACACUCUGGCGUCGGAACAACAACGGUGAUCCGGUGUGUAACGCCUGCGGACUCUACUACAAGCUGCAUAACGUCCACCGACCGCUUACGAUGAAGAAGGAUGGCAUUCAGACGCGAAAGCGCAAACCCAAAUCUAGUCAGCAGGUCCAGCAGAUGAAUGGGCUGAACACGGGGAAGCUACUACCCUCGAUGAUACCGUCCCAGUAUCACUCGAUCGCGACGGAAGCAAAGCUGUUGAACCCGAAUCCACCCCACCUAGCGACACCGCAGCCGAUGGAGCUGCACAACUCGCCCAGCCAGCAGGAUCCACGGUACGUGGACAACUCGCCAGGUGGCGCUGGUGGCGAGAAUUCGUCCCCACAUCUGACGCCCGUACCGCAUAACCUCGUCCGGCAUAUACCGAUCUCGGUACCCUCGAUGGAUGGAAAUCGGAGCGCGAAUGGGGAAAUCACCAGCGUCAUCACGAGCACGGCUGUAGCGGAACGUUCAGGGAAUUAGAACCAGGGGCGUUGACAACGCGCUCGGUCUUAAUUUGCAAGCAAGCCAUGGGUUUUGGGGUUGGUUUUCCGGGGUUGGUUGGACAGUUUUCCUAGCAAGCAAAGGUUGGGCAAUUGGGCAGAUGAGAGAGUGCAAUAUAGACAGAUGUCCUGUGCGGUGCGUGCAAUGGUCCAACCAGGGUGUCGUUGAAGCGCACCGCAAUUGAGUAGCGUAAUUCUUAGGUAAGUGUACAAGCCUGCUGACUAGCCGUAGAAUUGAUAAUUGAUCAGAUACAACUGUAUCAUUCCACCAAACAAACAGGGACAAUACGAUGGAGGUUUUCUUUGUGUAGUGUUGUGCAGAACGAUGUUAGCUAAUAAUUGAACACAGCUUCAAGUCCUUGGUGAACUGUCCAGAUCCAGCUGGAGAGGUUCGAUAAUACGCUAGGUUACCGUGUAAGCGUGAGCGUGCCAAUGCGAUAGGUAAAACGUUAGCCUAGACCACAGUAGUAUGUAAGCACUGGUACCAAAUUCAUUCCAGCAGCUGCAGGGCGUCGGCAAGAAGGCCCUCCCUUGGAGCAAUGUUGAGUAUUCGUAAUAAAACGUACUUAAACCUUU
Messenger RNA from Anopheles nili, 3009 nucleotides. RefSeq lists its product as uncharacterized. Lineage: Eukaryota; Metazoa; Arthropoda; Insecta; Diptera; Culicidae. The record is from RefSeq and is a predicted model, not a curated record. Bases 23 to 2413 code for a protein of 796 amino acids. Gene Ontology annotation, molecular function: DNA-binding transcription factor activity, RNA polymerase II-specific; zinc ion binding; RNA polymerase II cis-regulatory region sequence-specific DNA binding. Gene Ontology annotation, biological process: cell fate commitment; positive regulation of transcription by RNA polymerase II; negative regulation of transcription by RNA polymerase II. The transcript is spliced from 8 exons.